Molecule: messenger RNA, 420 nt
Organism: Strongylus vulgaris
Lineage: Eukaryota; Metazoa; Nematoda; Chromadorea; Rhabditida; Strongylidae
Source: the annotation of a GenBank genome assembly
AUGUGCAUUGAAGGAGAAGAGUUUAAAGAUUGCAAAAAUUGGCCGUUGAUGGGUUUGGAGGAAAUUAUGACACGGCAUGAAUUCUUACAAAAGACGGGGAAAUACUUAACACCUGAUCCAAAGCAUCCUCAAAAGAAAAUGGUAAGUAACCUUUCCAAACUUCAAUUUUUGCAUCAUGUAUCACCUUUGAAGUGCUCUCCACUCAUCGUAACUCGCAGUUUCCUUCAGGUUGCUGGUGUCACAAUAGAGGAAUGGACAAUUUAUCGUGCAUUUGCUAAGAAAAUCUCGGAACGCUCAGAUAAGGAACGUCCUUAUGAGAGAGUGAAACCAUCGUUGAGAAAAGCCUAUGAACGACGAAGAAAAGAGGCAAAGAUAGUGGAAGACCACGUUUUUGAUGUAUCUGCGCCUCGUUCACGUUGA